GUUACCUCAGAGACAGCUAGUCAAUGGAGUCAAGCGGUCACGUCAAACCAUUAAUAUUGGCGACAAACGUUGCCGUCGCUGCUCAACAGAGGAUUAAUAGUUGAGAUAGUGCAUCGCUUACUUAUAUGUGUUAUUCAGACGACAAUGACAUCGAAAGAAUAGGUUUAUUCGGACUAAUUGGCCUGUUUGCAGCUGAGGCGCCCUGUCAACACAAAGGCCUAUGUAGGUAGCAAGUUAGCGUUAGCACGUCUGCUAGCUAGGAACUGAUACAACAUCAGCUGCCGCAAAUCUACGGACGUGCAAUUUAAUGUUUCACCUGUAACGACGUUUAUCUUACCUACCGACAAGACAGCGAGUGUUCGUCUCAUCGAGUAUGGCGGAACCGGGUGCUGUGGUCAUGCCGAAUUUAGACAGGAGCUGUUGGGUGUGUUUUGCCACAGACGAGGACGAUCGCACAGCCGAGUGGGUGCGUCCGUGUCGCUGCCGUGGCUCCACUAAGUGGGUCCAUCAGGCCUGUCUUCAACGCUGGGUUGACGAGAAGCAGCGAGGCAACAGCACGGCACGCGUGGCCUGCCCACAAUGCAAUGCAGAGUACCUCAUCGUCUUCCCCAAACUCGGCCCUGUGGUCUAUGUGCUGGACUUGGCUGACCGACUCAUCUCUAAAGCUGGCCCCUUUGCUGCUGCCGGCAUCAUGGUGGGCUCCAUCUACUGGACUGCUGUCACCUACGGAGCCGUCACUGUCAUGCAGGUGGUCGGUCAUAAGGAAGGCCUGGAUGUCAUGGAGCGGGCAGACCCUCUGUUCCUGCUCAUCGGCCUGCCCACCAUCCCCGUCAUGCUGAUCCUGGGAAAGAUGAUCCGCUGGGAGGACUACGUGCUUCGUCUGUGGAGGAAAUACUCCAACAAACUGCAGAUUCUCAACAGCAUCUUCCCAGGCAUCGGCUGCCCAGUUCCUCGUAUCCCAGCAGAGGCCAGCCCCUUGGCUGACCACGUAUCUGCCACACGGAUCCUGUGUGGUGCCCUGGUUUUUCCAACCAUUGCCACCAUCGUGGGGAAACUCAUGUUCAGCAGUGUCAACUCCAACCUGCAGAGGACCAUCCUGGGAGGAAUCGCCUUUGUGGCCAUCAAAGGGGCGUUUAAGGUCUACUUCAAACAGCAGCAGUACCUGAGACAAGCCCACCGCAGGAUCCUCAACUUCCCCGAGCAGGAGGAGGCCUGAAAAAGCUCUGAGGACGAUCUGAGGGCAGAUGGACGGAUGGACUGCUGGCUAAGCUGGAGGAGGGGGAGGAUAAAAACUGACAGACUCUGAACAGGAAGUGCUGCUGAAACACUAAGCAUCAGUGUCACCCUUUAUCUCCCAACACCUCCCCCCUCCUCCCCUCUCACCGACACGACACAUUUUAAACAUCCAUGUGCUGAAGAGAGACUGGAGCAUGUUCACACUCACGUUAACACUCACAUCUCUGGUGGAUGUGCUUCAACAAUCACAUGACUAACCCUCGUUGUAAACUUACUGUAUUUUAAAGGAGGAGGUGAGGCAUGUCUGUUUAGGUUUUAUAAUAUUAAUAACAAUAAAUAAUUGUUUUAUAAUGUUUAUUUUGCAGAUGUGAAGCCCUGCCUUUGCCAAUGUUUGGGUUUAUAGGGAGCGACAUUCGGUGUGAAGAAUGUAUUAAAGAUAAAAUAAUCAAAUGUGUUGUGAUUCAUGGCUGCAGUGCACAACAACAGCACACAGACUGAGCUGUUUAAGCUUUUAAUUCAAAUGUAUCUGCAGUGUUCAUGCUGAGUGUCUGCAGCUCUAACCCUACUUUAUAAAAACACUUGUGUGACGUUCAUCCAUCAUCACCUGAAGCUGUUGUACGGAGACUGACUGACAUUGUGGAUGGACUACAUAGAGGCUUGAUCAGCUCCCUGGUGAUGUUGGAUUCAGCACUUUCUCAGCAGGAAAAAUGAACUUUUCAUUGUGACGGUACAGUGUGACGUCUUUAUGAUGGCACAGACUACAGUGAUACUCAGACACUGAUCAGUACAAGUGACUCACUGGACAUUUUGGAAAGCAGUCUGGAAAAUUAAAGGGCCAGUUCAACCAAAUAACCCCCGCUUCAAUCACUUACUCUUAGAGAUAUUUAGCAAAGCAGAUGGACUCGAUCCAUUUCCCUCUGGUGUCAUGCUCAAGGUGUGAAGCUCAAAUUCUCUUUGGUCAUAUCUUUGUGUUCCAAGUUUUAGAGACAGAAGUGAUCGAACAAAUCAGAUAAAUUUCAGCAGUUUUUGAUUAAUCAGCAGCAGCCUGCAUCUGUGACCAGCUUUUCACAAUACUUUCUGUAUAGCUUGCUCAGAAAAGUAUUCUUCUUUCUCCCCUCUGUUGUUUUCAUUAGUUCUGUUUAAAAUAGCUUUUUAUGCUAAAUAUUUCUCUUCUUUCAAUCAAACUUCACAAAGAAAACAUGAAACAAUGCAAAGAAUUGUUUCAUAACAUUAGCAGCAACUCUACUUCUAAAAGUUGUACCCUUGAAAAGCCAAAGCCAAGCAACUGUGGUUUAAAAGAUCUCAAAAUCUCAUUUCUUCUUUAUUCUGAUUUGCCAGCGGGAAAGAAGUGGAAUUGAUGAGCACAAAGUUGUUAUAGAAGUUUCAGUAUGAUGGAAAAGGAUGGGUCAAGGUGCACACAUUUUGUUUCAAGUUAUAUGAAGGUAAUUUAAGGCAGUGGGUCCCAAUCAGGGGUCCAUGACCCCCUACAGGGGAUGCCAAAGAAAUCAGGGAGAUUUAAGAUUUUCAAUGUGUCCCAAAUCAUGUACUUCUGUACUAAAUACUGUAUAUUUUGAGUACACAAAAGCACAAAGUAUGUUCAAACUGACAAGUAUACUCAAAUGCAGUGUGCCAUUUUGCUGACAUAGUGGAUGUACUGCUAGCUUGCAAGCUAAAGGUUGCAUUCGCUAGCUUGCUUGUGUUGAUGGCAAUAACAGCAGAUUUCAAUCAAGAAAAACACAUUUAUGGUAGGGCAAAAUAAGUUUGUUGUCUUAAAGCGAAUUCUGUAAACACAAUCUAAAACAGCAGUGAGUGAAAAUAACUGUUAGUUUUUGGUUAUAAUCACCUUAAGUCCUUUAGGUGACUGCUGUUCAAAAGAAGUAGAAGAAGAAAACUGUGGCGGUGUAACCGUCGUCACUUCCUGUAAGUGCAAACCAGCUGUGUGGGAUCUGAGACAAUACUAACUAGUGAUUAAGUGCCGUGCGUUAAAUGUAAGUUUACUGUAUUACAGUAAACCAUCAUUCUAUGUGCCUAAUAUCUCUUUCUAUGUUGGUAAAUGGAGCAAAAUCAUCAUGAAAUAAUGUACAGGAUUUCUGUCCUGGAUCAGCAGCUGUAAACCUGGAAAUUGCUCCCUUGAACAGAAGAUCAGAUUAGUUUCUCCUCUGCCAUUUCUGUUAAAAUAUGCUGAGAAGUACAGCCUACUCUUGAUUUUGAUUGGCCAGUCAAGUAGGAUGGACAUUGACAAGUGCAGGGCUUUUUCAAAAGUUGAACUUUUAGGACUAAAGAUAAUAAAAAGCAAAUGUCUUAUCAUGUUAUUUCUCACAGUGAAAAGUGUUAUUCAUAACUAAAGGUAUUGUUAGGAGCUGGUUAAAUUCUGACAGCUGUUGUCAGAUGUGUUGUUUUAAAGUUUAGCCUUUAAAUAAGCUACAGAGUAAAAGAGACCACCAGCACUACUCCGUUUCCAUGUCUAAAGAUGCUGAUGUUGAGUAGGUAUUAGACAUUAUUUAUGAUCUGCUGCCAUUUCCUGCUGCAAAUAUUUGUGAUUAUUGAGAGAAGUAGAGCAGCAAUAAGACAUUUUCCUUAAGAUUUGAGCCUCCUACCCUGAGCAUGAAAUCAGAGAAAAACACUCUGUGAGUAUCUUUGUUCCAUUUGCUCAGGUUUGUGAUUUCUUCUAAGCAUUAGUGAAGUGAAUCUGGUGUCUUUUAGGACCAUCUCUCCUGUAGAAUUUUCUUUUCAGUCACAGUGAAAAGGGACGCCAUUUUAAAAGAGGCUCUUAGAUAUUUCUCUGGUUGUUAGAAACAUGUUGGUGCAUCAGUGGGUACUCUGGGAAGAACAGCUGAUGUUCUCAUACUUUAAAAAGAGCAAUGUGUGAGAAAAGGCUUUGUUAACCUUAGUGAACUGACUCCUUAAUGUGAUGGUUUCUUGUAAAUGGUUGUGAUCAUGAUGUGCUUUCUAUAGUAACAUCAGUAAGACUUCCUGGGAUUAUUUAAUCUGCAGACUUCACAUGUUGUUCACCUCCAGUCAGCCAAAAGACUCUAAGCUGAAAUGUUACUGGUUUUGACUUUAGAGUUCCUGUGCUAUCAGUUCUGUGAAUAAAUGUAUUUUUCCAAACA
Molecule: messenger RNA, 4346 nt
Organism: Cheilinus undulatus (humphead wrasse)
Lineage: Eukaryota; Metazoa; Chordata; Actinopteri; Labriformes; Labridae
Gene: marchf5
Product: membrane-associated ring finger (C3HC4) 5
Exons: 6
Coding region: 374-1216 (280 amino acids)
Molecular function (GO): zinc ion binding
Source: RefSeq, a predicted model, not a curated record